Molecule: messenger RNA, 1389 nt
Organism: Klebsormidium nitens
Lineage: Eukaryota; Viridiplantae; Streptophyta; Klebsormidiophyceae; Klebsormidiales; Klebsormidiaceae
Source: the annotation of a GenBank genome assembly
AUGAGCAAGCGUCACGGUCGCCAGAAUCGGCUCUUUUUGGACAUUUCAGGCGAAACCCGGAAGGAGUUUGGAGCCAGGUCUUUACGCCACAUUCCAAGCGACCGACUGCAUGUCUCCACUCCCACUUGGUGGCUGCAGUCGCACGUGCAUUUCAGCUACGCAGGACAUCAAGACCCAGUUCGAGACGAGUUUGGGGUCCUCCGUGUGCUUAACGAUGACAUUAUCCAGCCCCUUGCUGGAUUCAACACGCACCCGCACCGGGACAUGGAGCUGGUGAUGUACAUUGUGGAAGGGGAGAUGCUGCACAGGGACAGCCUGGGGGGCACCGGCCUGCUGCCGCGGGGGACGGUGCAGUACCUGGGGUCCGGGACGGGGAUGACGCACUCGGAGAUGAAUCAGAGCAACACAGCCCCGUUGCGUUUCCUCCAGGUCUGGAUUAAGCCCGACGCGCGAGGCUACCCCCCUGCUUACGCCUCCCGGCAGUGCACGAGGGAGGAGCGCCACAACAAGCUAAAGCAGCUGGCGUGCGGUCACCAGGGUUUGAUGGCCAGCUUCUCAGCAGGGGGUGGCAGCGGCAGCCUGGACAUGAUCUCCCUGCGCCAGGACGCCAACAUUUUCGUGUCCGAAGCGGACCCGGGCGUCCGGCAGACGUUUGCACUUGAGAGGGGCCGGCAAGCGUACCUGGUAUGCAUGGAGGGCGCGCUCACUGUGAAUGGCGUCGUGCUGGAGCAGAGGGAUGCCCUGGAGGCUGUUGCCGGAAAUGACCAACCGCUGCCGCUGCGGUUCGGGGCCAGCACCGAGACGGGGGCGCAUUUUCUCGUCAUUGAAAUGUCCGGGGUGGACUGACAGCAUGCGUGUGCGGAAAGUCCAUACUUGAUUGAUGCCCUCCGUAUGAUUGGACAUUUUAAUGGAAAGUCUAAAAUGACAUUGUUCCGUAGCGAUCACAUUGAUCGUCAAAAGGACAGUCAUAGACGCAAGCUUGCAUGCGUAGGUUUAUGGCUGCUGGAGAUCAGCACCAGUCUUGAAUCCUUUCUCUUAUGAAAGGUUUUUAGAGUAAGGGGACCUUUAAUUACGUAGCUGUGAUAAUGACGUACUUGCAGCCAGCAGGUUCCGCACAUCGCUCAAGAGUCACCCAAGUUAGCCAGACUGUAAGAUAAAACAAGCUUGUGUAGGGAAGGCCAGUGGGAGAUCCUGGCAUCCGCCAGGAGCGAGCCAGGUCUGUUGCAGGCUAGUGUAUUGUCCAGUACCUGUUGGCAAACAUUGGUGGUGGGCUUAGAAGUAGACGCUGAUUUGCAUGUGUACAUACAUAGUGCGCGGCAGCGCCUAAUUUAUAUCAUCUCGACUCUCAAGUAUCCAAUACUUGGUCAAGUCCGGCUAUAUAUAUAUCGC